AUGCCAUCAGCACCGCCCCAACGACCCAUCACCCGCAUCCUGAUCGCCAACCGUGGCGAGAUAGCCAUUCGGAUACUGCAGUCGUGCCACGAACUGCCCAACCCGCCGACAACGUUCGCGCUCUACACGGACAAUGACAGCACACAUGUCACCCUUGGGCGACCACACCAUGCAAUCAAGGCGCCCAGCCCGGCAUCAUACAUGAACAUCGACUACCUGAUCGGCGUGGUGAAGCAGAACCACAUCGACGCCGUGCACCCCGGAUACGGCUUUCUCAGUGAGAGUGCCGAAUUUUCGCGGCGGAUGUGGACAGAGGCGGGCUGUAUGGUGGUGGGACCUGGGUGGGAGGUGCUCCAACGCACGGGGGACAAGCUGAUGGCUAAGUCCCUCGCGGCCGAGUGUGGCGUGCCUGUCCUCCGCGCGAUGGACCAGCCGACGGGCAGCGUGCAAGACGUCAGGAGGUUUGCAGGGCAGGUCGGCUACCCCUUGAUGAUCAAGGCCGUGGAUGGCGGCGGAGGCCGGGGGAUUCGACUCGUCAGGAGCGAGGACGCGCUCGAGAAUGCCGUACAGAGAUGCGUCAGUGAAUCGCCCAGUCGGCUGGUCUUUGCAGAGCAGGCCGCCGUGGAUGGGUACAAGCACAUUGAGAUCCAGAUCAUCGGGAAUGGAAAGGGUGGAGUCAAGCAUCUCUGGGAACGAGACUGCAGUGUCCAGCGGCGGUUUCAGAAGAUCGUCGAAGUCGCCCCUGCGCCUGUUGCAGACCGGACUGUCGUCGCCCAGGUCAUCGACUCGGCCGUGAGGAUGGCCACGCGGCUGGAAUACUUGGGCCUCGGCACCUGGGAGUACCUGGUCAACGUCCAUCAGGGCAAGUUCUUCUUCUUGGAGAUCAACCCGCGACUGCAGGUCGAACACACCAUCACCGAAUGCAUCACGGGAGUGGAUCUGGUCAAGGAACAGCUGCUAUUGGCUCAGGGGAGGCAGGACCUUCAGGGGAUUCCGUCUGGAAACGCGGACCAGGCACCACCACACUCGGCCUCGAUCCAGCUGAGACUGUGUGCCGAAGAUCCGCUGUCAGGGUUCUCUCUAAGCAUCGGGAAGGUCACAGACGUGCAGUUGCCCACGGGCAACGGAGUCAGGGUGGACAGCCACCUCUCGCGCGGAGGCGUCGUGGGAUCAGACUUUGACAACAUGAUGGCCAAGAUCAUCAUCACUUCCUCGACGUUCGGUGACUGUGUCGUGAAAGCGCGACGAGCCCUGGAAGAGACAAAGGUCGUGGGGGUCAAGACGAACUUGAACCUCCUCAAGGCUAUCCUAACAGACAACACCUUUGCAUCAGGCGAAGCCGAUACAAGGUGGCUAGAAACGAACCUGGAGGGCCUCGUCCAGUCGGGUGAACAACUGGCCAGCACAACCGACAGGCUCGAUUCCUCCAUACCGACACUAUCACUGGGUAGCAGCAGCCGCGCACCGGCCAGUGCUCCCUCGGCCGCGCCCUUCAGGAAAGGUGACGCUUGGACCGUGGUGCUAGAAGACCCCAGGACCACGUCGCCGGAAACAGCGAAGCCGCCGGCGCAUCAUCUCGCCAUUGAACGGGUCACGCGCAAUGAAUUCCCGGACGCCCUAAUCGCCGACGUCUCGUACACCGUGCCGGGCCAACAGCCUCAAAGCUACAAGAUGACACUCAACAGCACGACGGCCUCUGCAGACGCCACUGCAUCAACUCACAGAAGGGGCGACCCCGGCAACAAAACACAUAUUAUACUACCCAUGAGUGGGAAGCUGGUCGAGGUUCUGGUCGAGGAAGGGGAUGAGGUCAGAGAGAACGAAGUGAUAGCAUUUGUCAAGCAGAUGAAGAUGGAGUUGGAAGUCAGAAGUCCCAGGGCAGGUGUCGUCAAGUGGGCAAUUAAGCUAGAAAACGAGGAGGGCGACGACGUUGCUGAAGGGACUUUAUUAGUGGAAUUGGAAGAGGAGAAUGUACAGAUGCCCGAGAUUAGAGCCAGGCUGUAA
Molecule: messenger RNA, 2004 nt
Organism: Cladophialophora yegresii CBS 114405
Lineage: Eukaryota; Fungi; Ascomycota; Eurotiomycetes; Chaetothyriales; Herpotrichiellaceae
Exons: 1
Coding region: 1-2004 (667 amino acids)
Molecular function (GO): ATP binding; metal ion binding
Source: RefSeq, a predicted model, not a curated record